Molecule: messenger RNA, 1392 nt
Organism: Tetranychus urticae (two-spotted spider mite)
Lineage: Eukaryota; Metazoa; Arthropoda; Arachnida; Trombidiformes; Tetranychidae
Product: ras-related protein Rab-34
Molecular function (GO): GTPase activity; GTP binding
Source: RefSeq, a predicted model, not a curated record
AGAAGAAGAUGUUUAAGAUGAUGAUUGUGAAAGGCUCUUUACAUAAUUACUUUGAUUAGCUAUUAAGUUAUCUGGUUUCUAGGUAGUUUUGUCGAGUAUCAGUUGCUAGGAGAGACUGGAAGAAGAGAAAGUUUAAUGAAGAUGAGAGAAAUGAAAAACUAAAUCAUAAUUAUGAUGCGUAGUUGUAAAGUUAAGCUGCAAAGUUAAGCGGGAUUCCCGAGCUGUUAAGGCCUGAUUCUGUUCAAUUUUUCUAGUCGACUGUUUUCUCCAUCAUCAUCAACAACAAUAACAUCAUCACCAUUGCCAUCAUCAACGCCAAAAACAACAUCAAACCCAUCGACUUGGUUCCUUACCAUUAUUUUUAUCAUCCAAACCAUUUUCACUGCAACUUUGUUUUUGUACCAUUUUUUGACACACAUUUGACAGUUUCAUUGUUUCCUCCAGGUCAUCCAAUCAUCAUCCAUCAUCUCUCUCAUUAGUGUCUAAUCAUUGUCACCACCAACCAUUAUCAACAUCAGUCUAACCUUGAUGAUCAAUGGAAACGGACUCCAUAUUGAUUCCACUUGUACCUUGGGCCUAUGACAAUAACAUUACUCCCUAUGAAAAUACUUGUUUUGAUGGUGAAGUUGAACAAUACAUUGAAAAUGAAAUACUCUCCCCUGACCGUAAGAUACCUUUAAGAGUGGCCAAGUGCAUCAUCAUUGGACCAGUUUCAGUGGGUAAAACUAGUUUAAUCAGGCGCCUUGGUGCCAAUGGAUAUGGAUUGAAGCAACGACCAACCAUUGGAAUUGACUAUUGGGUACAAAAAUUUGAAGUUCUUGGGACACCUUUUCGUCUUCAGAUUUGGGAUACAGCAGGAUUGGAAAGGUACAACAGUGUAACCAAAAGCUUUUAUCGAGAUGCUCAGAUCGUCAUCAUGCAGUUUGACCUGUCCCGUCCUCAUACUCUUAAUGAGUUGAAAGAGUUUGUUAGAGAUGUUUUAACGGUUAACCAAGAGGAAAGGUUGCUCAUCUUUCUGGUUGGAUCCAAGAAGGAUUUAAUCAGUGAAGCUCAAUGUCGUGUCUUGGAGAAGGAAGCUGCCCAAGUGGCUAAACAGUUUGAAGCUGAAUAUUGGUCCGUGUCCAGUCUGACUGGUAAAAAUGUUCAAAAUUUAUUCUCUCGGAUUGCUGCUUUAGCCUUUCUUAAGAUGAUCAAAACUGAGAUAGAGAUUAAAGAAUCGUUUAGGAAUGAAGAUUCCAGAUUAGCCAUCAUGUGUCCAGAACAAAUGACACCUGAGCCACCCUUGAAAUCUAAAAAAAAGUUUAACUGCUGCCAUUGUAAUAUAACUUAGAAUUACUUUUGUUUCUAAUUUAAUUUUCAAAAAAAUUAAUAAAAAAAAUCUUAUCCAACUAA